Molecule: messenger RNA, 7535 nt
Organism: Nannospalax galili (Upper Galilee mountains blind mole rat)
Lineage: Eukaryota; Metazoa; Chordata; Mammalia; Rodentia; Spalacidae
Gene: Dnm3
Product: dynamin 3
Exons: 22
Coding region: 185-2806 (873 amino acids)
Cellular component (GO): cytoplasm; microtubule; membrane
Molecular function (GO): GTP binding; microtubule binding; GTPase activity
Source: RefSeq, a predicted model, not a curated record
CUCUGUGGGCCGUUAGCUGUCAGGAGCCUAGCAGCCGGCGACCAGGACCCGGGAUCCGACGUCUGGACCCAGGGGUCUGAGUCCGGCGCAGCGACAUCGGCGGACAAGCGCCUAGAGGCCCGGGCUGCCUGCCAGGUCGCAGAGGCGAGCAGGGACCUGUGGGGCAGUUGUCCGCGCAGGCAAGAUGGGGAACCGGGAGAUGGAGGAGCUCAUCCCGCUGGUGAACCGUCUGCAGGACGCCUUCUCGGCGCUGGGACAGAGCUGCCUGCUGGAGCUGCCGCAGAUUGCCGUGGUGGGCGGCCAGAGCGCCGGCAAGAGCUCGGUGCUCGAGAACUUCGUGGGCAGGGACUUUCUUCCUCGAGGAUCAGGCAUUGUAACUAGACGACCUCUUGUGCUCCAGCUUGUGACUUCUAAAGCAGAAUAUGCUGAAUUUCUACAUUGCAAAGGAAAAAAAUUUACAGAUUUUGAUGAAGUUCGCCAUGAGAUUGAAGCCGAAACAGAUCGAGUGACUGGAAUGAAUAAAGGCAUCUCCUCUAUACCCAUUAAUUUACGAGUCUAUUCCCCACAUGUGUUAAAUCUAACGCUGAUUGACCUACCUGGAAUAACUAAAGUGCCUGUGGGAGACCAGCCCCCAGACAUUGAGUAUCAGAUCAGAGAAAUGAUUAUGCAGUUCAUCACGAGGGAGAAUUGUCUAAUUUUGGCUGUCACCCCAGCCAACACCGAUCUUGCAAACUCAGAUGCACUGAAGCUCGCUAAAGAAGUUGAUCCUCAAGGUCUGAGAACCAUUGGCGUUAUCACCAAGCUGGAUCUCAUGGAUGAAGGAACAGAUGCCAGGGAUGUACUAGAGAACAAGCUGCUGCCUCUUCGCAGGGGCUAUGUGGGGGUGGUCAACAGGAGCCAGAAGGACAUAGAUGGGAAGAAGGACAUUAAGGCAGCCAUGCUGGCAGAAAGGAAGUUUUUUCUUUCUCACCCAGCUUACAGACAUAUUGCUGAUCGUAUGGGGACCCCACACCUUCAGAAGGUCCUGAAUCAGCAACUUACCAACCACAUUCGAGAUACCCUGCCAAACUUCAGGAACAAACUACAGGGACAGCUGCUCUCCAUAGAACAUGAAGUAGAAGCCUACAAGAACUUCAAGCCGGAAGACCCCACAAGGAAGACUAAAGCCCUGCUGCAGAUGGUUCAGCAGUUUGCUGUGGACUUUGAGAAGAGAAUUGAAGGGUCAGGUGAUCAGGUAGAUACACUGGAGCUUUCAGGCGGUGCUAAGAUCAAUCGCAUUUUCCACGAACGCUUUCCCUUUGAGAUAGUGAAGAUGGAGUUCAAUGAGAAAGAGCUGCGAAGAGAAAUAAGCUAUGCAAUCAAAAACAUACAUGGCAUCAGGACAGGGUUGUUUACUCCAGACAUGGCAUUUGAAGCAAUAGUCAAAAAACAGAUUGUAAAACUGAAAGGGCCUUCCUUGAAGAGUGUAGACCUGGUAAUGCAAGAAUUAAUCAACACUGUGAAGAAGUGUACCAAAAAGCUGGCAAACUUCCCCAGACUUUGUGAAGAAACAGAAAGGAUCGUUGCUAACCACAUUCGUGAGAGAGAAGGGAAGACCAAGGACCAGGUACUGCUCUUAAUUGACAUUCAAGUCUCUUACAUCAACACCAACCAUGAAGACUUUAUCGGCUUUGCAAAUGCUCAGCAGAGGAGCAGUCAGGUUCACAAGAAAACCACAAUUGGAAAUCAGGGAACCAAUCUUCCGCCUUCAAGGCAAAUUGUGAUUCGUAAGGGCUGGCUGACCAUCAGCAAUAUUGGCAUCAUGAAAGGAGGCUCAAAGGGAUACUGGUUCGUGCUUACAGCAGAAAGCUUGUCCUGGUACAAAGAUGAUGAGGAAAAAGAAAAGAAAUAUAUGCUUCCGUUGGAUAACCUGAAAGUCCGAGAUGUGGAAAAGGGCUUCAUGUCUAGCAAGCACAUCUUUGCACUCUUUAAUACAGAGCAGAGGAAUGUAUACAAAGACUAUCGCUUCCUGGAGCUGGCGUGUGAUUCCCAGGAGGAUGUGGACAGCUGGAAAGCAUCUCUAUUAAGAGCUGGGGUCUAUCCUGAUAAAUCUUUAGGGAGCAACAAAAAUGAAAAUGAUGAGAAUGGCCAAGCAGAAAACUUUUCCAUGGACCCACAAUUGGAAAGACAAGUGGAAACCAUCCGCAACCUCGUAGACUCCUACAUGUCAAUUAUCAACAAAUGUAUUCGAGAUCUAAUUCCGAAAACGAUAAUGCAUCUUAUGAUCAAUAAUGUUAAAGACUUCAUCAACUCCGAGCUCCUAGCACAGUUAUAUUCUUCUGAGGACCAAAACACUCUGAUGGAAGAGUCAGCUGAGCAGGCUCAGCGUAGAGAUGAGAUGCUCCGCAUGUACCAAGCUCUGAAAGAAGCCCUUGUGAUCAUUGGUGACAUCAAUACAGCCACUGUGUCUACCCCAGCUCCACCUCCGGUAGACGACUCCUGGCUCCAGCAUUCCCGCAGGUCACCUCCUCCGAGCCCUACCACCCAAAGGAGGCCGACUCUAAAUGCUCCCCUGACAAGGCCCACAUCUGGCCGAGGACCAGCUCCUGCUAUCCCCUCUCCGGGCCCCCACUCAGGGGCUCCCCCAGUCCCAUUCCGCCCAGGCCCAUUGCCUCCUUUUCCCAACAGCAAUGAUUCCUUUGGAACCCCUCCACAAGUUCCAUCCAGGCCCACUAGGGCCCCACCCAGUGUUCCAAGCCGGAGACCACCCCCAUCACCAACUCGUCCCACUAUAAUCCGUUCACUAGAAUCCUCCCUGUUAGACUAAAUGAAGUGUCUAGCAUGGCAGUUAAUCGCUAAUUUGUGUGAAAGCAGCAUAUUUGGUAACCACUGCAGUAAACCAUGAGUAGCCGCAUGUAUGAACACCAAUAGGCAAGUAACCAGUUUUACUAAUACAUUCAUCGCUCAUCUUCAUUGCUCAUGGUACAUCAGACCUUUGGGUUUGACUCUUAAAAACUGCUAACCUAUAGAGGAUUAGUAUGUUGUACUGACCAAGGUAGUUUUGUAUAGCAGUCCUAUGCUUUGAAACCAUUUAUCUACCCAGCAUAUAUUUAAAUUUACUUUGAAAGACUUUUCCAGGCUAUCUACAAAGAAGUUCGUAAGAAAGAUUUCUUAACAGCUAUGAUAGUUUAAAGCUGAACAUCUCUUCCCCCACAUCCUGUUUAGGGUGGCAGAAAUUCUGUCGUCUGUUAUUAACUAACACUAUCACCUACUCCAUAAUUAUAUAUUUAGUUCCUUUUCCUUCUUUAUUUAAUAAGACUGCUAGGAAGUGAUAUUUUAAAAUUAGGAUUCCCCAAGAUGAAAACUUUUCAAGGAGCACAGGGUAGUUUGCAAAGGCAAAGUCUGCACCGCUUGCUAGCAAGCUUCUCUUUCUGCCAGUGUGCUGAAGCUCAUGCUGGAAGCACACACAGCAGGGCAGUAAAGCGUGGGUGUUCUGGUAAUCAGCUGAUAGACUUGGCUAGUUUCAGAGUUUAAGGAAGAAGCAAAAUCCCACCAUUCUCAAAGCAACUGGGAAAAUAGAAUUCAUUAGCUUAUAUAUUCACUCCUUUGUAGGAUAUGGUGAAGGAAGGCAGCAUAGGAAAAUAUUUAAUUUUUCAAGUUGAUCUUAUUUUCUGACCUGGAUAACUGUACUUUCAUACUAACUCCAGUUAAUUAUUACUAUUAUCUUGGCUGGAGCAAAAAUAAAUCUAUGCUAAUAUGCAAUUCAUAUUGUUUACAUAUAAAUAAUUAUAUAAGAAUCCCUUUAAGACUCAUUUAGUGCAAGUUUCUAUCCAUUCUAGACUUUUUUAAAUCCUGAGAAUUAACAUGACCUAAUUAGAUUGAAAGAAUGGUCCCUGAAAUAGAAAGGAAAGUUGUCAGAGAUGCCAUGGUUUAAGAGCACAGCUCACACGUUUACAGAUGCACUGUGCCAGGUUGCUCCCGAAAAUGGCUUUGAACUGCUAGGCUGCAAAACAGAUUUGCAAUUUCUAGGAUUUCUAGAAUUUACAAGAGCAGUUUGGCCUGGAGGUUAAUAGUUCAGUCUUGAGGCUAAGUUCUGAACUACCUAUGACCAGAUGAUUAACAUGUAGGAAAGAGCCAGAAGCCAAAUGGAAUUCUGUCUGCUAACUGCUCCCAGACAGCAGAGCAAGCAUUUGCUGAAUUGUGGCGUCCAGUAUCAUUCCAUAUUCCACAGAAGUAAAUCAGCUUUUACUAACUGCAGUGCCUCCCCUUGAAAGCAGCAAACAUGAUUUGUAUGAGAACUUAACUUUAAUUUCCUGUGUAGUUUAUACCCAAAGCAGAUACCCAUAAACUAUGAAGUAAAAACCUUUAACCAUUAUUAAAAAAAAAAAAAAAAGAAAAAGAAUUUUCCAAGUCAAAUGGCACUUUAUUGAACUUAUUCUAAUGGGUUACAGCCCAUUUAUAAUUGGAACAAAUUAGAAAAUAUGAGACUUACAAAAACAGCAUUUCAAUUUUUAAAGUUAUAAGUGAUAAAGAACAUUACCACUGUAACAUUUCUCAUAUCUUCAUUUUUUCUUCAUUGGAAAAAUACUUAACUCUUUGUGAAUGGAGCUCAUCUACAAGAUGCACAUUUGAAAACAGUAUCCCAACUAAAUGGAAAAAAUGUCAAGCAAAACUUCAUAGUUAACCAACUAAUCUGCAGCGAGAUCUUCACUCAAAACGUCCUCUUUUUAGGAUUCCCUUUGCUUCUUCCUUUGAAUACUCUCAAAUAGGCAGCUAACAAAUUAUAUACUUCAGGGUUUGGCUUUGUACUUACUGUGGUUUUGCAUUUUGCUGUAUUUCAAAUUUUUCCUUCUGUUAGGGGAAAAUAUUGCAGAAAACCGCUGGUGUGUUCUCGGAUCAGCACAAACCAAUGUCAAAGAAAAUUGGAGAUUUUUUUCCAAGUUUCUUUCCACUGAUUUUAGGCAGUCAUAUACAAUGGCAUCUGUCAUCUUUGGCUUUUGCUUUUGGACGACAGUCCCACAGACACACUGUCUCAGUCGUCCUCCUUUGUUGGUACAGUUUUGUUCUGUUUUACUCCUAUGAUCUAUUUGGUGUCACCCAGCACCUUCCCCUGCCCCCCCCCCACCAUCCCUACCCGGAAUUUCAGCAGUGUCAUUCCAGAAUAUUUUCAGUUUGCUGCAGUUAGAAGGGUUUACAUCCUGCUAACAGAAGAUACCAACAUGAAUGAAGUCAGAAGCUCUGGAGUUUGUGGGGGCAGCGUGCACACAGGCCUUAAGACAGGAAUAGAGCUUGAAGAGCUUUCUGGCUCCCAUUCCAAGUUUCAAUCUCUUGCUCAACUUCUUCCUAACAGAUUAAUGUUACCAACAUAAUAGAUGUAGCUUCUUCUUGUCUAGCAUAAUAAGAAAAAAAUCAGUGUGUUUAGGGUUGAAAAAAAUAACCGUACAUGUUCGAUGAGUAAAUCUAGUUUUACUUUCACAUGUUAAAUCUCGCAUGCACGUUGGAUAACUGGACCAACCAUUUGCUCAAUUGUGGACAGAUUUUGAACAGUAUUGAUUUAGAACAGGUAGUAUUGCAGUUCCAAACCUCAUCUACCAAGCAGUCCCUCUGAGUAUAUUGCUUUUAGUGUGUUUUAUAAGAUAGAAGAGCAGUAGGCCUGUUUAUUGGCAAUUUCACUGUUGAGAUACAAAUUCAUUCUAUCCAAAAAUAUAACAAAACUAGUACCUGUGAUAUAAGCCUUCUGUAUUUAGAAUUAAAAUGUAGCCACAUAGAUUAAUUUUGUGAUGUUUUGGUAUAGACUGUAGUCAUAACGUGAGAUGGGACCUAAUACCAGUAUGUGCAAGUGCUGUCAUUUUCUGUGUAUUCAUUUUCUCUGCAUGUUUCUGUGAAUACACGAUAUACAGAGGAAAUUUGUUUCUGUAAGUACAUGUAUUUUCUGUCCCUUUGAGUAAGUAGGUUCAAAAGCACCUGUUAAAAUGUCACAAGCAUGAGUGUGAUUGUAUGUGCAUUGUGUAUAUACAUGUAUAUGUAUGGGUAUAAAUAUCAAUGUAAACAUGUUCAGUAUGUAAGAAUAUGAACAUAUUUUUUAAAUUAUGCUAGCAUACGAUAUAUGUUGGGAAGAUCUGCCAUAAUAUGCAUAACAUACAUGAGGCAUACAAAAAUUUCCUAACUGCAUACUGAAUUAUUCUCAGAGGCACAAAGCUUGUGAAACCCAUGAUAAAAUAAUGUCCACAGACAUCUGUAUUGAAACACCCAGGAUCGCUGCCUAUGAAGGAAUUACCAUUAGUGGUAGUUUGACAAAAGGUUAUGAGAUCUGAAAAACCUUUCUUCAAGGUCUCUAGUUAAGAAUUAUGAUAUAUUGAAUUCCUGAACUAACUUAAAAAGCUAAGUAUAGUCAUUUGUUCUUUACAUGAAAGGUAAAAGGUAUAUAUAUAUAUAUAUAUAUUCAGUAACACAAUAAAAGGAAUGGAUUUUUCUGAGUAAAAUUGUCAACAGUGCAGGGGAUAGGUUACUUAGUUCCUUUAAGGCAGGUCAUCUACUCUUUUGAGCAAAAAUAUUGCAUUUGAUAAACAGUGUAAUUUAAAUUGAUAGGAAUCUCCUUAGGAUGAAGAAUAAAAGCCCAAAUGGGUCUCUGAAAUGUCUAACUUGGUGACAGAUGAUGAUGUAUAAAGACUGAAGCCAUGAGUUUUAUAUCAUUUCACCUAGAGGACUACCAGCUAUGAGCUCAGAGUUCAUGUGAAUGAAGCCAGACAUUUUUAGAGAAAUAAUCAAUAGUUCACCAGAUCAAACAAACAGUUCUUUCUAAAGAACUCAAGUCUGUCUUCUAGAUAAUAUUAGUCAGUCCAUCUAGUUAAGUUGUUUAAAAUGAUGUAGUGCUCUGUAUGUGAAACUAUAAGAAUAUUUUUGAAAUGUACAUAGUAUAUGCACAGCUAUUUGUGUACAUAUGCAUAUAUGUAAGAAUGUGUACGUGUGAGAAUGAGAGCCAGGAACCUCAAAGAAUCUCCUGUUUAAGACAUGUUCAUACUGGUAUAUUGGUGAGAAGUCUCACCUCACUGAUCAAGGGUUUCACAUGUGGCUCACCUCCAGACAUUGAUUUCUUUGUAAUCUUUCCCUUUAAGUUCCUUCAACUUUGGUCAUAAAGUAAUGUUUUCAAAUUAUAACAAAAGCUACUGUCCUAUAUUGACUGCUGCGAAUAUUUGAAAAUAACUUCUCUCAAAUCAGAAACCCCACCACUGUUCCUUAUACGUUAUUUCAUAUGUACUUUCGUUUCGCUCACAUGUAUAUGUUCCCUUUCUUUCCCUGUUCUGAAUCAAACUUCUCUUUUACUUUUCUAUGAAUGAUGAGUACAUAAAAGUGAAAUCUUGUCUUCUUUGUUAAUUCUUCAAUUAAUGAGCCAGAAUACUGUCCACUGUCUUUUUGGCAUUUUUGAGAUUUCUUAAAAUGCUGACAAUAUGGAUUCUAGGAAUGGAACUUUUGAAUUCCUAAAGCCUGUAUCAUCUUUGAAGGUCUCAUUGUGAAAAUGUGAAACUGUGUUUCUGAAACUGAAAUAAAUUAUUACA